Molecule: messenger RNA, 1380 nt
Organism: Oncorhynchus tshawytscha (Chinook salmon)
Lineage: Eukaryota; Metazoa; Chordata; Actinopteri; Salmoniformes; Salmonidae
Product: early nodulin-75-like
Exons: 4
Coding region: 1-1380 (459 amino acids)
Source: RefSeq, a predicted model, not a curated record
AUGAAAGCUCUCUAUGGAAUACCAGACCACUACACAGGCCCCCUCACAGGAAUACCAGACCAUCACUCAGGCCCCUCACACGAACACAGUCCAUUACACAGGCCCUCUCACAGGAAUACCAGACCAUCACUCAGGCCCCCUCACAGGAAUACCAGACCAUCACUCAGGCCCCUCACAGGAAUACCAGACCAUCACUCAGGCCCCCUCACAGGAAUAACAGACCAUCACACAGGCCCCCUCACAGGAAUAACAGACCAUCACACAGGCCCCCUCACAGGAAUAACAGGCCAUCACACAGGCCCCCUCACAGGAAUAACAGACCAUCACACAGGCCCCCUCACAGGAAUAACAGACCAUCACACAGGCCCCCUCACAGGAAUAACAGACCAUCACACAGGCCCCCUCACAGGAAUAACAGACCAUCACACAGGCCCCCUCACAGGAAUACCAGACCAUCACUCAGGCCCCCUCACAGGAAUACCAGACCACUACACAGGCCCCCUCACAGGAAUACCAGACCAUCACUCAGGCCCCCUCACACGAACACAGUCCAUCACACAGGCCCUCUCACAGGAAUACCAGACCAUCACUCAGGCCCCCUCACAGGAAUACCAGACCAUCACUCAGGCCCCCUCACAGGAAUACCAGACCAUCACUCAGGCCCCCUCACAGGAAUACCAGACCACCACACAGGCCCCCUCACAGGAAUACCAGACCAUCACUCAGGCCCCCUCACACGAACACAGAAUAACAGACCAUCACUCAGGCCCCCUCACAGGAAUACCAGACCACCACUCAGGCCCCCUCACAGGAAUACCAGACCAUCACUCAGGCCCCCUCACAGGAAUACCAGACCAUCACUCAGGCCCCGCACAGGAAUACCAGACCAUCACUCAGGCCCCCUCACAGGAAUACCAGACCAUCACUCAGGCCCCCUCACAGGAAUACCAGACCAUCACUCAGGCCCCCUCACAGGAAUACCAGACCACCACACAGGAAUACCAGACCAUCACUCAGGCCCCCUCACACGAACACAGAAUACCAGACCACCACUCAGGCUCCCUCACAGGAAUACCAGACCAUCACUCAGGCCCCGCACAGGAAUACCAGACCAUCACUCAGGCCCCCUCACAGGAAUACCAGACCAUCACUCAGGCCCCCUCACAGGAAUACCAGACCAUCACUCAGGCCCCAUCACAGGAAUACCAGACCAUCACUCAGGCCCCCUCACAGGAAUACCAGACCAUCACUCAGGCCCCCUCACAGGAAUACCAGACCAUCACUCAGGCCCCUCACAGGAAUACCAGACCAUCAGUCAGGCCCCCUCACAGGAAUACCAGACCAUCAGUCAGGCCCCCUCACAGGAAUACCAGACCAUAG